Acanthoscelides obtectus is the source of this 336-nucleotide messenger RNA. Lineage: Eukaryota; Metazoa; Arthropoda; Insecta; Coleoptera; Chrysomelidae. The record is from the annotation of a GenBank genome assembly.
AUGUCUCUCGUAUUUUUACAGGACGACUUCCUCCUGCGGCACUACGACCGCGGCCCGUGCAAAAACAAGCUCGGUCACUCCCGCGCCUCCGUUCUGUGGCAUCGCACGCAAGUGGUCGGCAUCUUCGCCAGCUUCGGCAUCCUGCUUCUGGUCGCUUCGCCGCUCCUGUUGUUAGCUGCGCCGUGUAUCGCAUGCAGCCGGUGUCGACUCUGCAACGCGGACGGCUCCUCUUCGCGGCUCAGCGAGGACGACGACAACGAGGGGGCGGAGCGGAGAAAUUCGAUGGUCGGAGCGCGUAGGCGGAGCCAAGAAGACACGCCCACCGGGGGCCGAUGA